Molecule: messenger RNA, 1000 nt
Organism: Arvicanthis niloticus (Nile rat)
Lineage: Eukaryota; Metazoa; Chordata; Mammalia; Rodentia; Muridae
Source: RefSeq, a predicted model, not a curated record
CUUAGAAAACUUCAAUAGAUGACUUAGCUCAGAAAUGUGAUUAUUGCCAUAACUUAAAAAAAAAUUGCAGAACGACACAAUGGAUUUUGGGAACAUGGCAAUAGGAAUUGUACUUUCACUUCAGAGUGCACUUGGUGUUCUGCAAAACUUCUCUCUUCUUUUCUAUUAUUUAGUCCUUUAUAAAAAAGAACACACAUUAAAGGUCAUAGAUAUUAUACUUAUACAUGUGUUCACAUCCAACUCCUUGAUUAUUCUCUCCAAAGGACUUCCAGAGGUAUUUGCGUUUUUUGGAUGGAACGAGUUAUUCAAUGAUGUUGGGUGUAAACUAAUUAUGUAUGUUCGAAGAGUUUCCAGGAGUAUGUCAAUCAGUAUGACCUGUCUCUUGAGUGUCUUUCAGGCAAUCACCAUCAACACCAGGAACUCCUGCUGGAAGGGAUUUAAUGUGCAAAUCACAAAGUUUAUGAACCUGUUCAUUUCUCUCUGCUGGAUACUGUUCAUGCUAGUAAAUAUGCUUUUCCCCAUAUAUACAGCAACCAAUACAAAUAGAAAAAAUAAAACACAAAAAAGAGAUAUUGAAUUCUGCCACUCUGUAGGCCGUGACAAAAUAGUAGAUUUAAUGUAUACAGCAUUUUGUGUGUUUCCUGAAGUGCUGUUUUCUUUGCUUAUAGUAUGUUCCAGCACCACUAUGAUUGUCAUACUUUAUGAACACAAGAAGAGGGUUCAAUACAUGCUCCAAAAUCAUGCUUCCCCCAGAACCUCUGCUGAAAACAGAGCCACACAGACCAUUCUGACCCUGGUUUUCACCUUUCUAAUAUUUUAUACUCUCUCUUCUAUUUUACAAGGCUAUAUUGCACUUUCACAUGAUCCCAGUUGGUGGGUAAUGAACAUCACAGCCAUCAUUUCUAUGUGUUUUCCUACUAUAGGCCCAUUUGUGAUAAGUCAUGAUUUUACUGUUUCCAGAUACUGCUUUACAUGUAUAAGAAAUAUAAAAUUUCAAUAA